Diaporthe amygdali is the source of this 1920-nucleotide messenger RNA. RefSeq lists its product as uncharacterized. Bases 1 to 1920 code for a protein of 639 amino acids. Gene Ontology annotation, biological process: endonucleolytic cleavage in ITS1 to separate SSU-rRNA from 5.8S rRNA and LSU-rRNA from tricistronic rRNA transcript (SSU-rRNA, 5.8S rRNA, LSU-rRNA). Lineage: Eukaryota; Fungi; Ascomycota; Sordariomycetes; Diaporthales; Diaporthaceae. Gene Ontology annotation, cellular component: 90S preribosome; nucleolus. The record is from RefSeq and is a predicted model, not a curated record. The transcript has 2 exons.
AUGGCAAGAAAGAACCUCUUCGAUGAGGCCGACUCGGGGAGUGAGGGCGUCCCGGACAACGCAGGCGGCGAAGGCCUGAAGAUCAAUGAGGAGUACGCGCAACGAUUUGAGCAUAACAAGAAGCGAGAGGAGAGACAAAGACUUGAGGAAAAGUCUAAGACUCGAGCGGCAAAUGGCGAAGACGACGACUCCGAUUCAGACUCCUCAGACGAUGAGACAGAAGACGAGGACGGCUUUCUGGCGACCGAACAGCUCGAUGCUGAGAUUUCCGCCACCUUGCAAGCUAUCAAGAAUAAAGAUCCUAGGAUUUACGACCAAAACGUCAAAUUCAUUACGGCAUUGGAUGACGAUGGCGCAGCUCCAAAAGAAAAGAAGGAGAAGCCGAUGUAUCUUCGCGACUACCACCGAGAGCGCUACAUGGCUGGAGACACCGGAGCAGACGAGGAGGAGACCGAUCAACCAAGAACUUUCGCGCAGGAGCAGGCGGAUCUGAAAAAAGACAUUCUGGCAGAGAUCAAUGCAGCGGAUGGGGACGACUCGGAUGAUGGCGAGGACUUCAUCAAGGCAAAGCCUAGCGAGACCGCUGCUACAGAGAACGGUAUUCACCCCUCAAGGAAGGAGAAGGUAAAACCUGCCGAGGUUGAUGUCUCUCUUGCCGACAAGGACCCAGAGCUGUUUUUGUCAAAUUUCAUGGCCUCAAGAGCAUGGAUUCCUGGAAGCAGCUCGAAGUGGGAAGCAUUCGAGUCAGACGAUGGAGAGGGUAACGACGAUGCAGACGAGUGGGAGGCGGCUUACAACCUCCGAUUCGAAGACCCUGCGAAGAGCAACGAGGUCCUGCAGUCAUACUCGCGAAAAGUCGUGGAGGCGCGAUCUGUGCGCCGAGACGAGCUUAAGGGACGGAAGAAGCAACGAGAGCUCGAGAAGGCGCGCAAGGAAGAGGAAAAGCGCAUACGGCACGAGGAGCGUGCCCGGCUAAAGCGCCUCAAAAUCGAGGAGGCAGAGAACAAAUUGAAGAAGAUCAAGAAAGCCGCUGGCCUGAGUGGCAAGGAUCUAGGUGAAGAGGAGCUUAUGAAGCUCCUGGACGGUUCUUGGGAUAAUGACAAGUGGGAGGAAGAGAUGAACAAGCGGUUUGGCGAACAGUACUACGCAGAGGCAGAGGAGGUGGUGUCAGAGUCAGAAGCAGAGGGCUUCGGGAAUUCGAAGAAGAAGCCGAAGAAGCCCAAGUGGGAUGACGAUAUAGACAUCAAGGACAUCAUUCCAGACUUCGAGGACGAUGAGGCCAAACCAGACAUUAGCCUCGAUGACGAUCUGGCUGGAGGUGAGGCAGCUGACGAUGGCGAAGACCUGUCCGAUGACGACGGGCACCCCUCAAAGAAACGCAAAACGACCAAAGAGCACAAAGCGGAACGCCAGGCCAGCAAGCAAGCCGCCCGGAAAGAGCGCUCCAAGAUCGAAGCCCUGGUCGAGCACAAGAUGGAGCUCGACGACCCGACCGUGCUGGCUCUCUCCAAGAAGAACAAAAAGACGGACGGCGCGGAGACCGCAAGCUUCCGGUAUCGUGAGACCAGCCCCCAGUCUUUCGGCCUCACUGCGCGAGACAUCCUCCUCGCGCCGUCGGACGCGGCGCUCAACGAAUUCGCCGGCCUCAAGAAGCUGGCAACGUGGCGGAACCCGGAGAAGAAAAAGAAGGACCGCAAGAACCUGGGCAAGAAGGCCAGGCUCAGGGAGUGGAGGAGGGAGGUGUUUGGCCGUGAGUAUGAGCACACCGGCCCUACAUUUGGAUUCGGCGACACCAAUGAUGACCAGGCGGAUGCCGCGGUGAAUGAGAAGGCCAAGGACUUCGACAGCAGCGCUGCCGCCGGGUCCAAGAAGAAGAGGAAGAGGUCCAAGGGCAAGAAGAAGGACUCCGUCGCCGCGUAG